This is a messenger RNA of Rhipicephalus sanguineus (brown dog tick), 8318 nucleotides long. RefSeq names its product sorting nexin-29. The record is from RefSeq and is a predicted model, not a curated record. NCBI's taxonomy places the organism in Eukaryota, Metazoa, Arthropoda, Arachnida, Ixodida, Ixodidae. Gene Ontology annotation, molecular function: phosphatidylinositol binding.
UGUGGGGUGAUGUGGGAAGCGAUCGUGGGGAGGUGUUUGCGAAAUAUCUUCUCUCCGUUGUGCGAUUUUCGUCCGUCGUGAUGGACUCCGGGACGGAGGCGUAAUCUUGCGCCACGCGUUAUCGGCGAGAUAAUUAUUUCCCGCGUGCUCGUUCGUCAACGUGCAGCCGAGGGAAACAUCAUGUGCGCGCAAAGCCGCUGACGGGACGAAGCGAAAACGCCGCGGCUGCACGGUCUCUUCGACAAUGAGCGAGGAUACGAGUCCUUCGGAUCGUCAGAUCCUGCUCUCCCGUUUGCUGGACGCCGUUAAACAGUGCCAGAUCCGCUUCGGGGGACGCAAGGAACUUGCCACGGAGAGCGAUAGCAGGGUUGUCAACCUGUGCACGCAGUUCGAGGCCGUCCUGCAGCAUGGGAUGAAAAAAUCCAAAGGAUUGAGCUCGAUCAGGCAAGUCUCAGAGAUUGUCAAGGGCUUGAAUCUCUGGAACAGCGACUCUGACUACGUGUUCUGGCACUACGUGCGGACCCACCUGACCAAGCACGAGCUGGAGCGGUACCUGGUGCUACGGCACGUCAACACCGACGAGGGCCGCGGGCGGGCCUGGCUGCGGUCCGCGCUCAACGAGCACGCCCUCGAGCGGUACAUGCACAUGCUCGUCGGCGAUCCUGCGCACAUCAGCCAAUUCUACGAGGACACUGCCUUCCUGAUGGACCAGGAAAAAAGCAGCAUGCUUCCCACCAUGUCGGCAGGUCUGGGAUCCAUCCUGUUUGCAAUCAACAUUGACAAUCCCGAUCUGAACCCUCCCGAGUCGAGCGUCACCGUGCGGGGUCUCACGCAGAGUGGACUCGCAGACACACGUCCAGUUCUCGCCAAAGGCUUGGUUGAGGGCAAGCGGAAGAAGAAGCGCCGCAAGCCUCGGUCCAACGUGGUCUCCUUCGACGACGAAGACGACGACGAUUACACGUUGGACAGCAGGUUUCUGGGCAACCACAGUUGCUUCAGUGCACCAGCGACAUGCGUCUCGUCUCCCGUGGCAACCGAGUUCCCAGCUGCAACCCUGCAGGCAAACGGUGACGUGUCGUCCGCCGCGGGAGACACCGCCGAUGACGAGGGAGCCACCACUGCCGUGCCUGCAAGGGCGCCGGCAGACGACACUCAGAGUGUCGAGUCCCUUGCCACUUCCGAUGGGAACCUGUCCGACGAAAGAGAGCCCAACCCACGGGGCAAGCCAUCAGCGGCCAUCCCGGUCGAGCGAGCAAAGACGUGGUCAGGGUCAACCGAGUCUUCGGGAUCACCGAGGCCUGAGCUGCCCAGUUCUGUGUCCUCAUCGCCAAUGAGCCAUGGCAAGGAAGCGGGGACCAGCUGUCAGCCGUCGUCGCUGACGCCAAUCCUGGACCUCUCCAUCGGGGACCUCAUUCCAGUGUGCCAUCCCGCGGAAGAUGGCGCUAGAUCAGAGGACUCCAUUCCCAGCUACAGUGAAGACACGGAGACGGCAGCGGCUGCUCUAAUGCUGGCGCAGAACGUGUCGUCUCUCGCGCUCAGCGCCGUUGAGUCGCCGAGUGCUGCGGCUGUGGAAGCUGAGCUUUCCUCUGACAUGGCGUCGGCAACACCAGAUGAGCUCAAGCAAGCCCUGCUUGUGAUGACUCAGCAAAUCAAGGAUGUUGAACAGGAGAACACUACCCUGCGAAGGAUGGUGGAGCAGGAGAGCGAAAUGAGUGCCAAACUGCGGGCCGAUGCCCGGGAGGCUGAAAAGCAGACCAUUGAGCGGCUGGACAAACAGGAGUCCCGGAUACAGACACUUACCAGGGAAAACCAGUUGCUGAAGCACCAGCUUAAGAAGUACAUAGCAGCAGUGCAGAUGCUGAAGCGGGACGGCCUGGCAGCUCACGAGGAGCUCCGAAACAUGGUGGGAGAUGUCGAGCCCGCCAUUCCGGACGCCAAGCCGCACAUCGACCACCAGUUCGAGGCCAGCGAGUAUGAGAAGAAGCUGGUUCAGGUGGCUGAGAUGCAUGGGGAGCUGAUGGAGUUCAACGAGCGGCUGCAUCGUAUGCUGCUCUUCCGCGAGUGCACCAUCCGCAGGCUACGAGAAGAACUCACAGACCUGCGCGGACCGCUGCCCGAUGAAAACCAGACUUCCGAUGACGACCUGAGCGUAACAUCGGACUAUGAUGCGUGAUCGCAGAGCGCAUCUCUGAGGCCGCUGAUCAACUUGUGGAUACCUUCAGCAUUCCUUGCUGGGCAUCAGUCACAUGCAUUCCACGUCUACCAAGUGUACGUGCGCAUUAGAGACGACGAGUGGAACGUGUAUCGACGCUACUCACAGUUCUAUGCCCUCCACAAGCAGCUGUGCAAGAAAAACCCCGUCGUCUACUCCUUUGACUUCCCGCCCAAGAAGUCAAUAGGCAACAAGGAUGCCAAGGUCGUAGAAGAGAGGCGUCAACGGCUCCAGCGAUACCUGCGGAGUGUCCUCAACUUCCUCACGCAGACGUCACAGGAACUGAUCGACAGUCCUGACAGAGCCACCCUCGUCAGGCUGUUGCCUUUCUUCAGGGAACAAGACACGACGCACUCUAAGGUACGACAGGCACGGCGCACUGCGCAGCGGCUCCGUGUGCCAGUGGUAGCGGGCAGUUCGCCGAGCCAAGGUGCCAGCUCGGCCCAUGUACCCGUGCGCCACUACAUGGGUCACUGAACGCCACUCGGGGGGCAAGAAGAGACCAAACCACUUCAGAGAAUCUCAGCGACUUGUCAAGUCUUGGCGCCCUUUCCCAUCGUCCUCCUCCAUCUUGCUGCCGUCUCGCAUUACCAAAGGUCGAGGAAGUGCCGUGCAUUUCCUGUCUUUCACCCUGUAUCCCGUCGUGAAAGUGGCGAUGUUCCUUUCGACGCAGGAGUGCUCUUUCCGAAGAGUUUGCUCACUGUCGCAACGAUGUAUUUAACCACAGGUGCUGACGCCCACGAAUGGCAGUUUUUUUGUGGUGGAGAAAAUGCCGUACAUUGCCGAUUGCGCAGGCUCGAUCGUGCCACCUGUUGCGUGCCCGGGGCAUUGCGGCAUGACCGCCGUUGUUGGGAGGCACGCGAGACUUUGUUUUCCUCAGUCGGGCGGGCCGUCCCACGCCUGCCCAGAUGCUGACGUUUUCCGCGAAUGUCUACGUUGCCUAUCAAAGUCGUAGCCAUCAGAGUUUAUAUAACUUCCUGUCGGAGAACGACGCGGCGGCGCUCUCACCUUCGCAGUGUACCGGCUGUAUUUUCACGUUGCACCAUUUCUGUGCUUUCAAUGGCACCGGUGCUGCUCACCUAAACAUUGCAUUUGGAUAGCGAAGUAGACUAUAUUGAAUAGCGCAGCACGACAGCUUUGGUCUAGUAUUGCCAUAGGUAGCGAAGAAAAUGCAGUCAGAGGGCUGAAAAUAGGCUGUUCAUCGUUCCUUAUUUGAAACGUGAACGCUUCUACGUUUGAUGCAUUCGAGUGAUCCAAUACUGUGCUUAGUUUGGAUCGCUGUUUAGUUUUGUUUUGUGCUGAGAGCCUAAGGCCUUAUUUCAGCCUUUACAAUCUUAAAUUGUAGAUACCAAAGUUGAGACCUUGGAACUGUAAUUAAUAACGAAAAUAGCGUAAUAAAGUAAACAGAAAUGUGUCUGUGUGACUUCUUGUAGGACCUGUGUUAUGAAAUUGGUUAUACAAAGCUUGCAUGAGAGGAAAGAUCUGUGGUUGUAUGCGUUUAGGCAGUUUGCAUGCAGUCUUCUCUCGAUUUUUAUGCUGACGACUUGCAUCAGGGAAAUUUGCGUAAAGUGGAUGGCAGCGUUUUUCUCCCUGCACUACGUGUGAAAUGGUUAUGUUCCGUGUACCUGAAGUAUUUCCAAGGGUUGAGGGCACAGAGUCUACAUUCAUGGAUGUAGCUGAAACUCACUGGAAUUUGUCAUUUUGUUCUGCUGCUGCGUACUUUUGAUGAUGCCACAUAAGCAAGAAACAUGUCUGUACCAAUCAUUUCUAUAAUGUUUAGAUGUGUUCUGCAUAAGGUGUUAUGAAGCAGGCAAGAUUACAGUAUACUUCUACUGCCAGUAAACAAAAAAAAAAACUUGGAUUCACUCAUGCCAGCACAUAACCUUGCUUAGUUUGUAUUUGUAAUAGCGUCACAUGCUAUAGAAUCUGUACCUGUAACUUGCAACUGUACGUAGCUAUGGGUACGCAAGUACAUUUAUUUGCUAGAAUUGUAGAAAUGACACGUAUUGAGAUUUACAGUAGACAACAACAAAAAAAGUAUAUUAUGGAUGGUGCUGACUGAAGGUUUGUCAUUGAAUAGCCAUUUGAUAAUGCCAAGGUUAGUAUAAACUGAAUAUUUGUCAUAGUCCUCAACAAGUUGAGGCCACUCAGCCUUGCGUCUCGAGACAUGGUCAGCAUAUUCGUUCAUAGUCACGAUCAAGUUUCUAGGCUGACAGUUAGAAAAUUGUCAGAAUUUUUAAAACUAGCCGAAAAUGAGCGAGUUCUGGCAACAAGUUUGAUAUGUAGCCAAGCUGCGACUAAAUAGUGGUCAGAGGAAUCUAUGCUCUGCACUACUUAGUGCAAAGCAUUUACUGGAAGUAACCUGAAACUAGGUAGUAUAUAUGUAUUCUGGUAUAAGCAAUGCUGAAAAUAGCCAGACUGGGGCUGAAUAGUGGUCACAGGAAUGCUAUGCCACUCGGAUGUGAAUACCAACACGUUAGCGUUAUGGAAUGCUUGAAUAUGCAGUGCGACUGAAUGCAUCCCAUUUUUAUUGUGAAAUUCGAUUAAUGCCAGUGUUUUAUGGUACCUCGGUAUUUAAAGUAUUUAAGUAUAUAAAUACAAGGAUGUAACUGCCGUACUCAAUAGUGAUUAUCGAAUUAGCCAAGAGGUAGCCAAGCAGUAAGCAACCAGAUUUCUUUUUCAGCCAACAGGUCUUGAAAGUAAGCAUAGCGUAGCCCUACCUGGAAAUUCUAAUCCAUCAUAUAGCAGAACUUUGAGAUUGUUUAGUACCAUGCAUACUGACCUUGGUAAUAAGGUUGUGUGUUGCAGCUGCUCCAUGACACAUUCAUGCACAUCACACGGUGCUGUGUCGUACAGCUUUUGAGUCAUUUGCUGCACGUCUCUAGCAAAUAGGCUUAGUGAUUGCUACAGGCAUUUCUUGCUGCCUUGCAGCUGGCUUCGAAAGAGCUAUACGUAGUGUUUCGACCAUUGUUGCUGCAUCUGGCAUUCAUACACGUAGAAGGUUUAGGUUUGCAAGACAACAGUGCAACACUUCGCAGUCAGAAAACAAGAAUACUCGUAGAAUGAGAUAGGCUGUUGGUGUUUUUGCACACAAGUUUCGCAGAACAGCAUUUUACUAGGCAUCUCAGGCGUAAUUUUGGAGUUCACAGAUUGUUAGUUGAUAUCUGGCCAUGUUUAGUCAGGCUUAUGAGGUCGAGUUAGACGGAAACCCAUCUAGUUUGGGAAGAAUCAAGAAUGACAAAAAAAACAAAACACGGUGCCAACCAAGCUAAAGUUUUGUUUCAUUUAAAAAGACUGUUACAUGCCUGUUUGGCAGUGUUGUUAACCAUCAAAGACGUUUCAGCUCCGACAGAAGAGCUGAAAUGUCUUUUAAAUGAAAAAAAAAGUUUACCUUGUUUGUCACUGUGUUUAUUUUUUGUUACUGUGCUUUGUCAUCAUUCAGCUGUUUGCAGGUUCGUGAAUGCAAUUGUCACAGCAUUGGAAAGCGAGUUUGCAACUAGUGGUGGGAUAUGACGACUGUGUCUUUGAUGUAGUAGUGCGGCAUGGCUUCUGAUAGUGGUAUAGUAUCUCAUUAUGUUAGCCAGAGUCUUGCUUUUGCAAAAUAUUGCCACAACUGAUGGACCUGUGCCACGUAGUGUAAACACUUUUGUGGAGGUUCUUGUGCUUUUCUACCUGUAAGUUUAAGAUGUGCGCAUACUUUUAAGUGCUGUAUGACCCACUACCAUUCCUUGGUGACUUUGAAGCUGCACAAGCUUGCAUUUACACUGUCUUAAUUGCUACAUGCUCAUAGACUGUGUGUGAAACUAUUAUUGCAAAGUGCUGGGUUACCGUAAAAUGUGGAUAGCAGGAGCGAUGUUCAUAGUGUCCUGUGGUGGUGCAGGAUGUAACUGUAGAGAAUGCAGGGCUGUUAUUAGUGACUGACCACAUUGGACUUGACUCUUUAUUGUUCGCAUUGGCGGUUGUUUACGUGAAGGCUUUUGCAACGUUUUUCUUAGACCCGCAUGUAAUACAACUUGUAAUACUAGCACAUCGCAACUGGGCAAGUCAUCAGCCAUUUCCACUUGUUUUACCAACUGCACCUACAACUCCAGUAACCCAGUAAUGUUUAUGGACAUUUAAUGCUUGCUGUUGUUUGAAUAUUAUUUGCUACCUAGGUCAGCUUGUUAGCAUUAUGUGCAAAUGAAGUUUGUACUUGAAUUGCAGUACAGCAGAGCAAGUUUGUAAAGAAAACAUCUGUUGACAUUAAACCAAAGGAAAGAAAAACGUUGCUGCCAAAAAAGAAAAACGGCAGCAAGUUUUUGCAUGCAGCAGUGAAAUAAGUAACAAUAAUAUAGUAAUAAUGAUGAUGUAAUAUUAGAAGAAAGCACGAGAAAAAAUAACAGACAAGGAAAGAACCGAUGGGUUCUUUCCUUGUAUAAAAGUGUGAACCAACAGCCCAAACCAGACUUUAUUCAGAGUACAACUUACAAUAAUGAGCUAAGAUAUUUGCAAUAUAAUUAGAAACCACAGAGGUAGAUGUAAAAGCGUAUAUUUUAGCACUCUGCCAGUCAUGCUAUGCCGAAAUCCAGCUGCUCUGCAUGUUUUUAAACAUUACGCAGAGUGCUCGUUUCAUCUGAUUAUUUCCUACCUACACACACACAUAAAAGUUUAUAAUCAUGAAGAUACGAUGUAUGUCUCAUUGGAUAGUUACAAGGACGUUGUGUAAACACCUUUGCUAUUUUAUCUGUGAGUUGGUUGCAGUCUGUGUUUAAGGGAACAGAUAGCUGGGUAGCACUGUAAGGUUGCAUGCAAGGUUCCUUUGUUGUGUUUCCUGUUUUUUUUUUUUUCGCUUUUAAGUACCGUCAUGCAGUCUGUGCACACACUGCGCGUUGUUUAACGUGCAACACAUUCCCUCCUGCCAGUAUUUUAUUUGUAGCCUGCAUUAUUAUUACGCAUAUUUGUUUGUACAUAGAAACAUUAAUAGUAGUUAUACAUAUAUAUGUGCACUUGUACUUUGCACUCACGGAAUAUAUACUGUAUAGUAUGGAUUCGUACUCUCACGGUGCACACUUUUUCAUCCCUGUUGCAUCGCAGCACACAUACCCGUUGUUACGUUUCAUGGCUGUUGCAGAUAGCAUUUGCGCCCCGAAUGAUAAGAAGAUGGCGAAGGUUUAAACGGUCGUGUAUUAACUGUGAUUGGAAGCGUCGUACUUGUACAAGGCAUGGGAACUCCCGUGCAGCAUGGAACCUGCAUGUGUGUCAUGAUUGAAGACGUGAGGCAAGAUUUUAAACGGCACAUGCUAUGACACAUCAUCAGCAGGAUUUAGCAGUGAAGGUCACUGUCACGAUAAGGUUGUGAGGUUGCGACUCCGCGAUCUGCUGUUUGCAGAAGAGUGCGAGAGUUGGCGAUUGCUGCGAGACCAUGUAGAUGUGGCGAGCGGCGAAAGAACAUGACUGCCUAUGUUUGCUUUGUCUAGAGCAGAAGUUUCAAAACCUAAGCCUGGUGCUUGGCUGUGCACAGAGCUUUCUGCGGGCAGCACUUACGUCACAUUGUAGUGGUGAUGAUGGCUGAUUAGGCUUCAGAAAGUGCAGCAAAAAUUUAAGGACGUUCACGCAGAAGAAUUUUGUGAGCUUCGUAUAAUGAGACUUCUGGUCUGGAGUAUGUGCAUGCAUUAUGUUGUUUGUGACACAUUUAUGUGUAUCUGCAUGCCUGUAAUCCAUUUGCGCCAUUAUUUUUCAUCCAUGUGCAGCGACUUUCUAUCUCCAUGUACACAGCAGCUUGCCAAAUCUUUCUCGCAUAUAUACUGGUCUAGAUAUGCUAUUGUGUGUUCGGCAGCCGCGAGAGGCAAAGGUUAAUGUGGGCGAAAUGUUUGAAAACAUGACGGACUCCUUUCAGCUUUGUUGUCUUGUGAUAAGAAUCGGAAUUGUGCUUGAUCGUGCAUUCAGAGCGGACAGCCGGAGGAAAAAUGUUGCCGAAUUGCGAACUUUUGCUGUACAGAAAUUUUGCGGUUACAUUUCAACGUACCACACACACCGUGCUGCUGCAUGCAGCGUUGUUUGUACUUUGUCCACACAUGUAAAGCAUCUGAAUGAAUGUUAUGAAUAAAAAAAAAAGUUUACUUUCAAA